Ailuropoda melanoleuca (giant panda) is the source of this 4542-nucleotide messenger RNA. RefSeq names its product endonuclease domain containing 1 (gene ENDOD1). Gene Ontology annotation, molecular function: hydrolase activity; nucleic acid binding; metal ion binding. The transcript has 2 exons. The record is from RefSeq and is a predicted model, not a curated record. Bases 26 to 1525 code for a protein of 499 amino acids. NCBI's taxonomy places the organism in Eukaryota, Metazoa, Chordata, Mammalia, Carnivora, Ursidae.
CCCCGCCGUGCCCGCAGAGGUCGCCAUGCGGCCCGCGCGCUGGCUCGCGCUGGGCAGCCUCCUCGCCCUGGCCGGGCUGCUGGAAUGCCGGCUCGUGGGCGAGGAGGAAGCCGGCUUCGGUGAAUGCGACCGCUUCUUCUACGCCGGGACCCCGCCUGCGGGGCUGGCGGCCGAGGCCCACGUGAAGAUCUGUCAGCGCUUCGAGGGCGCCGAGCGCUUCGCCACCCUGUACAGCCGCCGGGACCGCAUCCCCGUGUACUCGGCGUUCCGCGCCGCGCGCCCGGCGGCGGCCGGCGCCGAGCCCCGCUGGCUGGUGGAACCGCAGAUCGAUGACCCCACCAGCCACCUCGAGGAGGUGAUCGCUGAAGCUGAUGCCAUCACCUCUGUGAACAGCCUGGGAAGCAAGCAAGCCCUGAGCACAGAUUACCAGGACUCGGAGUACCAAACAGGCCAGCUGUACCCGUUCUCCCUGAGCAGUGAUCUCCAAGUGGCCACGUUCGCUCUCACAAACGCAGCUCCGAUGAGCCCGUCCUUCCGGCAGCGGUGGUACCGGAAUCUCAACAGCCUGAUGGAGCGGGCCCUGAGCCCGCAGUGCGCCGGCGGGGAAGACCUGUACAUCGUCACCGGCGCUGUGCCCUCAGAGCGCAAGCUGAAGGACAGAGUGGCCGUGCCGGCGUCCGUGUGGCUGGCAGCCUGCUGCGCCGCGCCGGGGGGCGGCUGGGCCAUGGGCUUCGUCCAGCACGCCCGGGAGGGCGACGUCAUAGAGGACGUGAUGGUGGGAGAGCUCGAGAAGCUGCUUCCCUUUAAGCCCCGGCUGUUCCAGGGCAACUGUGGCGGGACUGAGCAGGACACGGAGAGGAUGAAAAAGAUCCUGGAGGUGGUUAACCAAGUCCAGGACGAAGAGCGAGCGGUGCAGACGAAAGAGGGCGCUCGGCCCCUCUCCAGCACCAAGGGCCCGGCAUCCGCGCCGCCCCCGGAGCCCGUGGAGGAGAGGAGGAGCUUCCUGGGCAAGGUGAUGAGCUUCCUCGCCACCCCAGUCAUCAGGCUGUUCCAGUUACUUUAUUACGUUGCAGUAGGCAUUCUGAAGAACGUUAUGUGUGUCCUCUGGUUUCUUACCAAGCAAGUGUUUAACGGCGUAGAAAGUUGCCUUUACCGCUUGGGUUCGGCCACCAUCUCAUAUUUCUUGGCCAUUGGGGAAGAGUUGGCGAGCAUUCCCUGGAAGGUACUCAAAGUCGUGGUCAAAAUCAUCAGGGCCAUUCUCCGGAUCCUUUGUUGUCUGCUGAAGGCCGUUUGCCGCGUUCUGGGCAUUCCGGUCCGAGUCCUGGUGGACGUGGCCACUUUCCCCAUGCACACCAUAGGCGCGGCCCCGAUUGUGUGCAAGGACAUUGCAGUUGGCCUCGGUGGCGCCAUUUCUCUGCUCUUCGACGCUGCUUUUGGCGCUAUGGGGAGCCUGUUUCAGGUUAUUUUUAGUAUCUGCAAGAGGAUUGGUUACAGAGUUACUUUCGACAAUUCGGGGGAGUUAUAGAACUCAAAAAACUAGUAGGGUCCAGUUACAGUGAAUUCGAUUUUUUUUUUUAAACAGAAAAAGCUGGAAUAUUUUGUCUUUACAAUGGGUUUCUGUUCGUUGUUAACUACCAUUAUAUCUUGGCCUUUGGUAGGGGUAUUUGCAUGUUUUUGCAAAGGAAAAUGGUAUAAUUUAGACUUGACCAAAGAGAGAUGUUGAGAGUGGGAUUAUGUGUAGGUCAUCUGUGCAAUAUGGGUAAACUUCCAAACCACUAGACUGUUUCUUUGCUCUGCUACUAGAUGGACCGCCUGAGAUACGCUGGUGUUCAUUUGUGGGAACUAGGAAUUACGGAGAAGGGAAGAAUUAGAAGACAACCUUAACCUGAAGAGUUUCUGAGAGAAUGGGAAAGGAAUCUUGUUUCUGUUACGAGAUGUAAGGCACAACUUAUAUAAAUGCUGUUGUUUGAUCGUUUCAUUUGCAUCUCUUUCUCUCCAACUCAGCUGACCUUGGUGGAGUGCAGAUAUGCUUCCCUGUUGAAAUAGCUUUCUUAGGGCUAAAGAAUUUGCUAAUAUCCCUGAGCUUUCCAUGGCUUCCAAGGACCUAUAAGGUUGUUUGGGUUUUGUUUUUGUUUUUUUUUUCUUCCUCCCAAGAGAAUUUUGCUGCAUUUUUCUUUUAGGUAAUGAUAAGCGUUUUGUGUUAAAUGUGGCAUAACAAAGUUAGAAUGCAAGGGCAAAAAUUGUUUGCCCUUUGAACAGUGUAGCACAGUCCUCUCGGGUAUAAAGAAGAGAGUGCAAGGGUCAGAGCCCUGCUCUGAGUAGGUGUUAUAGGUCUGAGAACAUCCUUAGCUAAGCUUGGAUUAACUUGACCUGCUGACAAGAAUGAACUCAAAGACUGACAUGUUAGCCAAUAGGAAAAUUUGUACACGCCAACAUUCUAGAUCAAUCUUUGUUAUACAUCAGACAAGUACCCAUUACAGUAAAAUACUCUGACCUCUAUCCUCAAAUGAUUGUUUUGGUAUGAAUAUAUAUAGAAAAGCCACAAAAGAAAAAAAAAAAACUAUUCUAGCCAUCUCAGAAAAAAAAAAUCCGUAUCCAUAUAUAUCUAAGUUUCUAUAAGCAUAAACUUGAUUAAGCAUCACCAUGUCUUUGGAAACUAGUUUUAUAGUGUGCUUGAGGCUAGAAAACACAACUCUCCCAUUAAUGCAAGUUUGAUUUGAGAGCUAAUCCCUAUUUUUCUGAUCAAGCACGUAUUUUAAAUCUUGCCCUGAAAGAGAAAGCAGAAUCUUCCAAACUUUGCUCUGCCUUCCACAGCUAAGAUGGAAUCACUGGGAUUUUUCUGAGUGUUCUAAAGAGUUUCUGUGAGGUAGAAAAGGGCCUAGUGUAAAAUACUGCCCUUGGUAGAGUACCAUUCAUCUGAAAGUUAGUUGUAAACACCUGGGAUCCAGAAAGGCAACUAGGAGAGAAUAAUGGAGAGAAAUAAUACUUCCAGUGGGUAGGUAGACAGGAAAGGUGAAUGUAGUGAGUUCCAUUUUGCAGAAAAAUAAUUGAAUUGUACCCAAAGUAGAAGAUCAAUUGGUGGGACAGUGUCGGGGAUCUAAAACACCGGUCUGGCCCAUGAUAGGGGGUAUGCACUAGAUUUAUCCAAGAAUCUUAAACAGUAUUUUAGCAACACUUCUGUUUGUGAGUGUAAGACUCUGUAGUGGGCCUUCCCUUCAUUUCAGCGGUGUGAGGUACAUGGAAGGGGGAGGGUUUGCCUUGGUACUGAUGGGUCAAGAAUCCUGCUGGAUGAAAGGAAGGGAAUCUUUGAAGCAACCAGAGGGUGGUCUGGCCAAACCCUCAACUGAUGAAGAAACUGAGGCACGGGGGCACCAGGCUUGCCUUUAGUUUCUUUGCUGGCUCGUGGCAGAUCAGGAGCCAAGGUCUUUCGCACAUGUCCCAUCACACCUGGGAUGUCAAAUAAUGUGGUGCGUGAGUUACUACUCAGCUGCUUCCCUGGGUUUUCUCCAUCAUCCCUCAAACAGAGUCUAGGCCCUGACUCAUUAAUUGGUUAGAUUGAGCCUAUGUGAUGAAACUAUUAGCUGUCCAUGCACAGCAUCAUGCUUCCUGCCCCCCACAGAAUCUUUGUUCCCUUGCGGUAUGUAUUUGCGUACUGAUAGGCCCAGAGAGGGCAUCCAUGGCAGCUUAAACCGCUUGGCACCAUGCAAGGAACAGGGUAUCCAAACCUCUUCUCGAGAGCCAUUUGAAAAUGCCUUCUUUUUCCCUUUUAGUUGUUUAGUGUCUUAUUUAUUUAUUCUUGUGUGGCCUUUUGUGAAAUCUGGGAAGGGAUAAUAAAGCAAAAUAGAUCCGUAAGGUGAGGUGGCUGAGCCCAUCUGCUCUGGACCACUAGGGUUGGCUGAGCCUGAUUCACUGGAACUGACUCCAGCAGGUGGCUGGACUGUUACCCCCAAGCUACUUUGGGCUUCGAGGGGAGAAUUUGGAUUGAUGAACCCUGUCUCUAGCUUGAAUAUUUUUCUGUGGCUCUGUUACAUUCUCAGGCCCCCGGGGAGGUCAACUCUUCAUUAUUAUGGAACUAAUUUCUAGUCUGUGGAUGAGCCACGCCUUUGGACACUCCUCUCCUCCAUUGUGCCUUUUGAAUGUUGGCUUCUCACCAUCAGUACUUCCACCUAAAUGCAGACAAGGGAGUUGGGAGAAGGACCUAGAAUGAAGCACUCAUCAUUCCAUCAGUCAUUCAUCUGUCAAACGUGUAUUUGAACAUCGAGGUUGCAGAGAUCAGGAACACGUGGAUCCCGUCUUGGAGGAGUUCAGAAAUCGAGUGGGGCGAACACACGGUGCAGCUCAUAGUUGAAACACAGCAUGGUGAUCGCUGCAAGAAUGGUCCUAGCAGUGUGCUCCCCGGAGCACUGGAUGAACCCCACAAAACCAUGGAAACGAGGGCAGCCUUUACAGAGGGUGUGACAACAGUCAACUUGACAUUUUCAGGCUAUGUACAAUGCUGUGCACCUUGCAAUGCUCAAUAAAGUAAUCAUUGACAGCUCAUGA